Suillus paluster is the source of this 579-nucleotide messenger RNA. RefSeq lists its product as uncharacterized. The annotation marks the transcript as partial. The record is from RefSeq and is a predicted model, not a curated record. Lineage: Eukaryota; Fungi; Basidiomycota; Agaricomycetes; Boletales; Suillaceae. Gene Ontology annotation, molecular function: mRNA binding. Gene Ontology annotation, cellular component: nucleus; post-mRNA release spliceosomal complex; cytoplasm. The transcript is spliced from 3 exons. Gene Ontology annotation, biological process: regulation of mRNA stability involved in response to oxidative stress.
CUCCCGUAUCGUGUCCGUUGGCAGGACCUUAAGGAUCUUUUUCGUCGCGCAGGCACCGUCUUGCGUGCUGACGUAUCACUAGGUCCUGAUAAUCGUUCACGAGGCUAUGGUACUGUCCUCCUGGCCACCGCAGAGGAUGCGGGAAGGGCAAUCGACAUGUUAAAUGGAUAUUGCUGGCAGAACAGAGUCCUGGAAGUGCGCCCCGACAGGCUUGGCGCAAGUGUCGAUGAAAUGGGCGCGAGUCUCGCAAUGAGAGGCGUAAAUGGGCACCCAUCAGCUUUUCCACCUGCAGGCAAUAUAUACGAUGAAAUUACAUUUGGACAGGAUCUCGUAGGUGGCACUGGAAUGAAAACACUCUUUGUGGGUAAUCUUCCUUUCCACAUCCAAUGGCAGGAUUUAAAGGACCUGUUCCGUGCUGCGGGUGCUGUUGCUCGAGCAGAUGUUACCCUGGGCCCUGACGGGCGCUCCCGCGGGUUCGGAACCGUCAACUUUGUUACGGAGGAUGGUGCUGAGCGAGCGCGGAGGAUGUUUGAUGGGUAUGAAUUCAAUGGACGACCACUGAAGGUCCACUACGAUAGA